UAGCUUCCCUUGGAUGACAAGACCUCAUAUCUAUGGACUAGCUUACAACUAAAACUAUCAUCUUUAUUCAAUUACACUAAAAUGAUUGGCUUUGAAUGUUUUGAUUCGCUGAUUGCUGUUAUUACUAAAUAAUAUGGAGAAAAAAUGCUAAUUAUGUGUAAUUAAAAAGAUUUGAUUUUGUGGACAGAAUCUGAAGUAGAGAAAAACAUAUCUUCAUGUUACUCUUAUGCUCUGUUUUGGUAUAUGAGUAAUUUGAGCUUUUGAUAAGUUAAAAGAAUGGAGAUUCUCCACUUCUCACCUUCUUCAUCAAUCUCGACGAUCAUACAUAGACCUCGAAGAAAGAUUAUGGCUUUGAGAGAUUCCAUCAAAACCCAGAUGAAUCUCAUUACGACAGAGUCUGUUUCAUCUUUCAGGUUCUGUCCUUGUGGAAGAAGACAUUUCAUAGGAGCUGCUAUGACUUCAAUGCCAUUUCUUCCAAUCUCUCCCUCUCACGCUUCUACCUCAACGGAAGAUUUGAAAAGAUUACGUCCUCCAAAGCCAGAUUGGUAUGAAGAAUUCUUUGCUUGGUCUAUGAAUUCAGAGGUGGAAUCGUACGAGAAAGAGGUUUCAGAUUACAAGAUGAAACUCUUUGAUAACUUAGUUGGGAAAGCAGAAAAAGUUUUGGAGAUUGGCAUUGGAACAGGUCCCAACUUCAAGUACUACACAGACAUUCCAAACGUUUCUGUUAUUGGUAUUGAUCCAAAUGCUAAAAUGGAAAGUUAUGCGCGUAAAUCCGCUACAGAAGCAGGCUUGAAACCUGAAGAAUUCACAUUCGUUCAUGCGCUUGGAGAGUCUAUACCGUUAGAAGAUGCAUCGGUUGAUGCAGUCGUGGGGACUCUGGUGCUUUGUUCUGUCACAGAUGUCACUCAGACGCUCAAAGAGAUAAAACGGAUACUAAGACCGGGAGGGAUAUACAUUUUCAUUGAACAUGUUGCAGCCGAAGAUGGUACAUUUUUGAGGUUGGUGCAGACAGUUUUGGACCCAUUGCAACAAGUUGUUGCCGAUGGAUGUCACUUGACAAGGCACACCGGAGAGUCAAUUUUAGAAGCUAGGUUCAAUGGUGGUGCAGAUGUUAAAAAGACAUCUCUUUCUAGGCUUGCUUACAUAAGCUCUCAUGUCUAUGGAGUUGCUUAUAAUUAAUAAAAACACAGGAACAUGUCUCUUAGAUUCAUCCAAGGUAUGGUGAUAAUUUGUACCUUUUCAAUGAGAUAUAUAAAUAAAUGUAAAUGAUCACUCUAGCUUAUUUUAUAUAGUAGGAUAAGUCUAUUUUAUUGA
Molecule: messenger RNA, 1314 nt
Organism: Arabidopsis thaliana (thale cress)
Lineage: Eukaryota; Viridiplantae; Streptophyta; Magnoliopsida; Brassicales; Brassicaceae
Product: S-adenosyl-L-methionine-dependent methyltransferases superfamily protein
Exons: 6
Coding region: 277-1179 (300 amino acids)
Molecular function (GO): S-adenosylmethionine-dependent methyltransferase activity
Source: RefSeq, marked reviewed